This is a messenger RNA of Paralichthys olivaceus (Japanese flounder), 3409 nucleotides long. RefSeq lists its product as uncharacterized. The record is from RefSeq and is a predicted model, not a curated record. NCBI's taxonomy places the organism in Eukaryota, Metazoa, Chordata, Actinopteri, Pleuronectiformes, Paralichthyidae.
CAGAGAAUCACGAGUUCGAGGUUGUUUUUAUUUGUACACAUCUGGUUUCUUCUCGUGUGAACACACCCGGCACCUGUAGAGCUCACAGCAAAAGCCUCAGAAGCCUCCACCUCUCAUGUACUACCCCAGCAUCCACUUCAGCAAAGCAGCCAGCCUCUGCUGCCCUGCAAGGCCUAUGUUCGCCCUAAAUUUGACGAAACCCAUGCAGAAGAGGUGCUUGAGAAAUAUGAGGGGGAAGGGGAGAAGCGGGAGGAUGGAUGAAGACGGCUCUGUCUUGUCACUGACACGGCUUUGUCUGCUCAGCCUCGCCGACAACAUGAAGGACGUGUGGGCGAAAGACUACGCUGACAAGUACCUGGAUCACUAUUCAUUCAGGCACAUUAUGGGGCCUUUCAACUUACUGCCAGGAGAACUGGUUGAGGAGCUCACGCAGCUGCUGUGCUCUAGAAAACAAUUGUCCCGCGCGGCCCUCCACCUCCUGCUGGUCCCCCAACUUCGUGGCCUGUCACUAGAAAGCUGUCCUGGUCUGGUCACCUCCGCCCUCUGUGCCCACAUUACUGCACGCUGCCAGGGUCUGUGUAGACUGGAUCUAUCUGGGGCCCAGCAGCUGCCUUCAAAGGUCCUGUGUGAAACUCUCUGCUGUCUGCCUGCCCUGCGCUCGCUCUCCCUGGCUGGUAUGCCUUGUGACAGAUGUGUGAUCAGCACAAUUGCCCACCGCUGCCGUUUGCUGCGCCACCUCGAUGUAUCUUGCUGUCAUUUCCUUUCCCCUGCUGCACUCCUACCUCUUGGAGGUGGUGCCUUCUGCUCAUCCUCUGCUCGUCCUUCAAACUCAUCUUUUUGCCGCACCUCUACAUCUUCACCUCCUAGUUCCUCUUUCUCCUCUGCCCCCUCGCCCUCCUUCUCUUCAUCCCUGCCUCCUCUCCCCCUCAUUAGUCUACUGGCUCUGGAUAUUGGGUUUGGGGAAGAAGAUGGAGACAAUGUGGUGGCUGCAGCCUACCUACUACUCUCUCUGCCUGGGCUGGAGAGAGUGGACAUGGAGGGCCUUGCACAGGCCUGCUGGCUCAUUGAGCACAGAGAGUUUACGCAGACAGAAGAGUUCAGUGACAGAGAAGGAGUUCUGAGGCUAGAGGAGGUGUGGAGGGAGAGGAGGAGCAGGCAGGGGGUCGACAGUUGGAAGAAGAAGAGAGAAGAUGCAGCAACAGCAGGGGUUGAGGAACAUGAUGAGGAGGAGGAGACAUUGUGUGAAGAGUAUUGUGGUGACAGUGAGAAAGAUGCAAGUACAGAUGAAGGGCCAAGUUGCUCUCUGAACCAAGCAGAGGAAAAAAGGAGUGUUUUGUCAGAGUCGGGUGAUAAACACCUGAUCCUGCACCUAAAAGAUGUCAAGGGUGUUACUUGUGACUUUCUGGAGAGUUUAAGCCGUUUAUGUCCAGACAUCUGCUCCAUAUCUGUGAAUGCUGAUGAUGACGGUAUGGGGAGAAGGCCUGUGUCUGUGUUACCAGCAGCCCUCCAGACAUGGUCAGGCCAGCUGCUGAGCCUCUCAGUACAAUUCUCCGGCCCUCUGGUUGAUCUGCUUCCUGCCAUCCAAGUUGUAGGCUCCUCCCUGGUCUCUCUCACCAUGGAGGUUGUGAAAACCAGCCCCCAAACCCCUCUACUGGUGGUCAUCAAGUCCUGUCCCAGACUCAGAGACCUACUCAUCUUUGCUGAGCCACCCAUCAUGCCAGAGUUGGAAGAUGAGGAGGAGGAUCAGUGGGAUGAUCAGGGGGAUGAUCAGUGGGAUGAUCAGGGGGAUGAUCAGGAUCUGCCACGGCUGCCUCACCUCUGCACUCUCAAACUCAAAUUCUCUUACAUUCACAGCCAAAUGAAACCUGCCAUGUCCUGGAUGUCCCUGAGGAAGACGCUCAAGUGUCUCCUAAGUGGUUCUCCUUUACUGGAGAAGCUCACACUUGUCUCCCUGCCAUGCCCUCUGGACUGCGUUUUACAGCGUGUAUUGGGCCCACACCUUUAUCCCCGUAUGGACUGUAUAGACAUGCCACUCAAACGAGUACAGCACAUUAAACUGCAGCGGACGGAUGUGAGGAUGGUAACAGUGAAAAACAUAAUGCAACACAGCAAGAGACUCAAGUUUGUGGAUGUAAGAUACUGCUGGGGGAUCAAUAAGGUUGAGUGGCUGAACUGCAAGAAGUUCAGUGAAGUCCAAGUGGUCUGGGUGUAAAGAAGUGUACUCUUUUGAAUUAAAAUAGAAAUACAGCGCUAUAUAAAUGUCAUCUGUAAUAAUAUAGGGAUCUCUGUGUGACUAUUACUGCUUAUAUUUAGACCUUGAGCAAUGACCCUAUUGUGGACCCUAUUGAAGUUCAUAUUUUUAUCCUCCUAAUGAAUCCCAAAUAUCACGGCCUAAACUUUUUCACAAAAUUCAGAUGUACGAGAAAUUUACAUUUUAAAUGGUUUUCUGGCAUGGGUGUGCCAAAUUGAUGAUGUUUUACCAAAAUGCAUGAAAAUGUGACCCAUAUUCCAAACCCAAAAUGUAGUCAGCCAUUUCUGAUUGAGUUGUCAUUUUUGGCAAUUCACACACAUCAUACUUUAACAAACUCCUCCUAGAGGAUUAUCAGCUCGGCUUCAAAUUACAGUACAAUCUAAACACCUUAAUGAAGUAAAAGUUGUGCUCUUUGUGAGUUUUUGCCAGAGGGCGUGUCCGUGGCAUGGCAUCUAAUUUCAAUGUUUCACCAUGACACAUUAAGUUGUUGUACACUACAUUAUCCAAUCUGCACCAAAAAUCUGUUUGUGUGUGUGUGUGUGAAUACAUUUUCCUUUUUUUCCCCCGGAACACUUUCAGUUCAAGGUUUGAUUAUGUUUGAAAAAAAAUUAGGCUUCCUCUUUUACUGUUGUUUAAAUUGUUCGCAGAAUUGCGGGGGGCCAACUGUCAAAUUACAAGCGAAUCAGGUAACACUAGUAUUAUUUUAAUCAUUUACACACAUUGAUUUAUUACUGAUAACAUGCUUAUGUCGUGCAGAGAGAUAAAGAGAGAAAAAAUAUAUAUGAAAACACAGUUUUGUUCCUGUCACUGUGUUUUUUGCUGGAUGUGAUGAGAUGUGGAUGCAUGUGUUUUUGUGUCAUAUAGUAUGUUUUUAAAAUGAGGCGUGAUGACAAAUGACAUCCCCCAUGAUGGCCACAGUGUUUGCCAAUCUCAGUGGAGACGACCUGCAGAAAAUCAUCUGACUGUUGCUCAAGGAAGAGGCCUUCGAUGUGAUCUUCAAACUCUAUAUUUGUGACAUGCGGAUCACAGUAGUGUAGAGUAAACACCUGUGUGUGUGUGUGUGUGUGAGAGCUUUCAUUGAAUUCAUCUUUGGCGUUUUUGACCUUUUUAAAAUGCAUUAUUUUUAUCUGUACCUCUGUUUGCUCAAGUCUCUUUAUU